Molecule: messenger RNA, 17423 nt
Organism: Coregonus sp. 'balchen'
Lineage: Eukaryota; Metazoa; Chordata; Actinopteri; Salmoniformes; Salmonidae
Source: the annotation of a GenBank genome assembly
GAAAUUGUGAACUUCAACUGCCGGAAGCUAGUGGCUACCAUGCCACUGUUCGCCAACGCAGACCCCAACUUCGUGACGGGCAUGUUGAGCAAGCUGAAGUUCGAGGUGUUCCAGCCCAACGAUUACAUAAUCAGAGAGGGCACUGUGGGCAAGAAGAUGUACUUCAUCCAACAUGGUGUGGCCAGUGUUAUCACCAAGCUCAACAAAGAGAUGAAGCUGACUGACGGCUCCUACUUUGGAGGUACGUAGAGAAAACAGAAAAACAAAGAUAUCCUGCAUGUUUUCUACAGUACCGUUUUUCGCUUAGACAGACACCAAGCUAUAAUAUGGUAACAGGGAACUGUUUCAAGGACCACUGUGAAGGCAUACUCAGACUCACUCCAUCCACUCAAAUCCUCUUUUGCCUUUGCUUUGAUGUUUGUCAAGUCCCAUCACUGCAAAUACAUUUUUGGGGGACGGGAGUUAGCUUCUCAAAUUACAUAACGUUCAUCUGGAUGGGGUGGUGGAAGGCGGGGUUGAUGGGGGUGAAGAGAGGACAAGCAAAGCCGGGGAUCAGGGCUCAGAUCACCCAGAGGACAAAAAGAGGUUGCAUGUCUGUCUGCUCUGCGUUGGGCUCUGCAGCAGCAGCCAACAGAGAAUGUUACUUUUGCAUAAUUGAGGGAGUAAUCUCUCUAGCACGUUAUACAAAUCAUCAAAUAUUUUUCCAUCGUACGAUUCAUUUAUAGGCAGUUGUUUACAUUGGCACAUUUUCUUGGGCGUCUCCUUGUUGUGCAAAAGAGAGAGAAGCAGGUUUUAACAAUUUUUAGAGGGAGGUUUAAUUUUUUAUUUGAUCCAAGUUCACUCCCCUCCCACCGAAAGACGACUUAAGAUUCACGCUGUGUGGCGUGCAAUCAUGCAAUCUUCUAGAUAGAUAUGGCAUGCCUUGGAAAAAAGCAGUGAAUCAAGAAAUUAAUGAGUGGAGGAUUUUUUCAUUGAAACUCCCCAGCUGUCCGAAAAACCUCACAUCCAAUUAUUUAAUACCGUUGGUCCUCUGGUCCAAACGUCGAAUUUAAUUGAAACCAGGUAAAAACAGCCAAGCAAUCAAAAACAGUAACUUACCAUGCAUUUGAUGCAUGUUAGAUAAACAAAUGUACUGUAUUGUAAUCAAAUAAAUUAUUGACUAAUAUGAAUUCCCUGAAUUCAUUUAGCUUUCAUGUCAUUAUGUUCCUUGGGCACAGUCAGACUUGUCCUGUCCUGACACAGCACAAAGCAACACUGUAGACAGGGCUGAAUCUGAUUAGAACAUAGUGGACCAGUGGGGGGAGUAACUAGAAAUGGUAACACUUUACUUGACACAAAGCGUUAUAGCACGUUAUGACACAUUCAUAACCAUGUCAUAAAUGUCAUAACAGCUGACAUAACUUGUCAUAACCUGUUAUAAUAUGGUCAUAACACUUUCAUGACACAUAUUUAGACCUGGUGUGACAUAUACUGUAUUGCAUUAUUUAAUGGCUGGUUAUGGCUCCUACAUCAGUGUCAAAACCCUCAGAACCUACCACACAAGGCAAAACAUUCCAUUACACCAUAGCCUACGUGUCAACAGUAUGUUUAUGAAAUGUUAUAUGUUUUGAAAUUGACCAUGUUAAAUUAUCAUUGUAAUUGCGCACACAUUGAUGUCAGACAUGCACCUACCCCAAUUCUCUGUUGCUGAUGACUGCGAUGAAUGCAGGAGCAGAUUUCAGGAGCAGGGCAAGACACCCUCUUUUUAACUGAUGACUGAUAUAAGGGCAUGUACAUGAUAAGCCUAUCUGGCAUAUAUGACUUUGAUGGUCACAAUGCUUCUUGAAAGUGUCAUGAAGUGUAUUUUCUUAGUCCAAGUAAAGUGACACAGGAUGGUCAUAAUGCUUCAUGACAGUGUCAUAAAGUGUAUUUUCUACAACUUAUUUAAAAUAUGACUGUAAAUAAUUCAUUACAGCAAAAACAAAGGAUUUAAGAAACAAACUUCCAAAUUGAAAGGAAACUUCUUGGCAGGGAAAAAAAUAAUUUGAAUAAAUGUGGGUUUCAACACUCUUAUGUAGGUGUCAAAAUCAGCCAUAAAAUAACACAAUAUACACUACCGUUCAAAAGAUUGGGGUCACUUAGAAAUGUCCUUGUUUUCCAUGAAAACAUACAUGAAAUGAUUUUAAAAUAUAGCAAAAUGAAUAGGAAACCUCAUUGAUGAGGUUAGAAAUAAUGAUUUUUGUGUCCUUCAAACUUUGCUUUCGUCAAAGAAUCCUCCAUUUGCAGCAAUUACAGCCUUGCAGACCUUUGGCAUUCUGGUUGUCAAUUUGUUGAGGUAAUCUGAAGAGAUUUCAUCCCAUGCUUCCUGAAGCACCUCCCACAAGUUGGAUUGGCUUGAUGGGCACUUCUUACGGUCAAGCUGCUCCCACAACAGCUCAAUAGGGUUGAGAUCCGGUGACUGUGCUGGCCACUCCAUUAUAGACAGAAUACCGGCCAACUGCUUCUUCCCUAAAUAGUUCUUACAUAGUUUGGAGCUGUGCUUUGGGUCAUUGUCCUGUUGUAGGAGGAAAUUGGCUCCAAUCAAGCGCCGUCCACAGGGUAUGGCAUGGCGUUGCAAAAUGGAGUGAUAGCCUUCCUUCUUCAAGAUCCCUUUUACACUGCACAAAUCUCCUACUUUCACACCACCAAAGCACCCCCAGACCAUCACAUUGCCUCCGCCAUGCUUGACAGAUGGCAUCAAGCACUCCUCCAGCAUCUUUUCAUUUGGUCUGCGUCUCACAAAUGUUCUUCUUUGUGAUCCGAACACCUCAAACUUCGAUUCGUCUGUCGAUAACACUUUUUUCCAAUCUUCCUCUGUCCAGUGUCUGUGUUCUUUUGCCCAUCUUAAUCUUUUCUUUUCAUUGGCCAGUCUGAGAUAUGGCUUUUUCUUUGCAACUCUGCCUAGAAGGUCAGCAUCCCGGAGUCGCCUCUUCAUUGUUGAGGUUGAGACUGGUGUUUUGCGGGUACUAUUUAAUGAAGCUGCCAGUUGAGGACCUGUGAGGCGUCUGUUUCUCAAACUAGACACUCUAAUGUAUUUGUCAUCUUGCUCAGUUGUGCACCGGGGACUCCCACUCCUCUUUCUAUUCUGGUUAGAGCCAGUUUGCGCUGUUCUGUGAAGGGAGUAGUACACAGCGUUGUACGAGAUCUUCAGUUUCUUGACAAUUUCUUCAUUUCUCAGAACAAGAAUAGACUGAUGAGUUUCAGAAGAAAGUUCUUUGUUUCUGGCCAUUUUGAGCCUGUAAUUGAACCCACAAUUCCUGAUGCUCCAGAUACUCAACUAGUCUCAAGAAGGCCAGUUGUAUUGCUUCUUUAAUCAGCACAACAGUUUUCAGCUGUGCUAACAUAAUUGCAAAAGGGGUUUUCUAAUGAUCAAUUAGCCUUUUAAAAUGAUAAACUUGGAUUAGCAAACACAACGUGCCAUUGGAACACAGGACUGAUGGUUCCACCUUAACGAUAAAGAAAGCUGUCAAAGGUUAUAUAGUUUUGUCGUGACUGCCUAAAUUAUUUUUAUGUGACUUUCUACUCAGAUAGCGUACCUUGAACGCCCCCCUGUUUUAUAGAGACUAUUUCAAAGAUGUACUCUACAGUAUUUCAUGAUUCUCCGGUCCUCUCAGACAUAAUUCAUUCAGACAAUUCAUAAGUUUAUACGCAUACACACUAGGCAGAAGACACAUUUUUUAUUCUAUUUUAUUCUAUUCUACACAACAGCAGUUUUAUAGCAGUUGGCAGUGCAGCCAGGGACAAUGACUAAUAGUAAUAGCAGUGAGAGAUGAUCUGUGCUUAUAUGAGCAAGAGUCAUGGCAGCCUAGAGACCUGUGACUUUAAAAGGUGAACCAGGGGGCAAAUGAAGGCCGUAAUCAGAAUGGGUCACAGCGAGGGUGCAGUUGGCAGCUCUGUCUAGGGGUUGUACUCUAGUGUACUGCUUCAGCUCUGCACUUUUUGGGGACGUCCGAAAUGGCACCCUAUUCCCCAUAUAGUGUACUACUUUUGACCAAGGCCCGUAAGGCUCUGGUCAAAAGUAAUGCACUAUAUAGGGAAUAAUGUGCCAUUUGGGACGUAGAAUGUAUUUAUCCCAGUUAUUUCAGGGGUUAUGUCACCAGUGAACUCUGUUUAGUUUGAGCUUGGUGUGUGUGGUGGUGGUGUGUAUUGUAAGCCCCCAAAUGGAUGGGAACUCUAAUUGAAAUUAAACAAAGCUUUCCCUUUUUUUGAUGCACAAGGGGUGUGUGUGUGUGUGUGUGUGUGUGUGUGUGUGUGUGUGUGUGUGUGUGUGUGUGUGUGUGUGUGUGUGUGUGUGUGUGUGUGUGUGUGUGUGUGUGUGUGUGUGUGUGCGUGCUGCUCGUGUGUGUGUAGCCAGUCAUUCUACCACGUUAUGCUGAAACCAGCCACCUGCUCUGGCCAGCUGCCCAUCUGGUGGGUAGUGAUAUUUUUACCUCGUCCGUUGGUCGUUGCAUGAGUAUGGCAUUAAGAGAUGAGCUCUGACUUGGGAGCUGGUCCAGUCAGGAACCUCAGUACUACCCCUCCAUUGAACCACACUAUCAGCAUCAUAAUAUAGCGGCCAUAGCCCAAAACUGGCAAAACACAGAGGACCAGGCCGUAACCAGCAAGGCUAGCUACGCCCAGUGCCACUAUAUAUUGAAUAUCAUUACCAUAUUGAAUAUUGGGUUAGCAUUAGUCAGGAGACUCACUACUUCCCCUCAACUAAACCACACUAUCAAAAUCAUAACAUAGCCCAGCUCUGGUCAACAACAGAGGAGAGGACCAGGCCAUAACCUCCAUGACUAGUCUACACCCAAUGCUACUGGAUAUAGCAUUAGCAUUGACCAACCGCUGUUAAAUCUAGCAUAGUAAGAUCAAUUAAUUAAUUAAUCUUAAGAACAUUAUAUGGGAUACUAAACAGCACUCCUGAAACCAACCACUGUUAGUGUCACACACACCUACAAACUAGCAUUAGCAUGCUAAUCACCAUUUAUGUGCAUGGCUUUUCAAAUAUCCCCCCAGUGCCUGGCUAUAGCUACUCUCAAUAGACUAGCAUUUAGAUGACAUAUCGUCAUACAAUAAGAUCAAUGACAGAUAGUUGGUUAACAAUCCUCUAUAGGAUUUUGCAUUGAUUGUAUCCAUGGCACUUACUGUACACUAGCCAGGGGGAGGCAGGGGGAGGGUAGGGGGGGGGGGGGGUGGUGGUCCAUGGGGAACUGAGAUGUAUGACACAUGAAGUGAUGGCAAAUUACCCACAGUUCCCCAGGGGUCAAUGGUGAUGACAUGUGACUGGAAGGGGCGAUGAAGAGACACAUCAGAUCAUGUGGAGCGGUACUAACCGGCGAGUCACACUCUCCCAGGCCUCACACUUCGAGGCCUGGUUGUCCAGAUGACUUGUCUACCUCGUUCCAACACCAGAUCUGGUUUCAAAUACUAUGAAUAUUAUUUGAACCCAGGUCUGCUUGUCGUCCAGAUGACUUCGCUACAAGGAUGGGUGCCUGGGCUCUUUUCCCACACUGUUUGCCCUGAAGGAAAUACAGGACAGAAGAGCUAAGCUAACUGAUUGUCCACUCAUUUGUGAGAGUGACAGAAACACCUUCUCAUUGCUCGCUCACUCAGGUGGCUAACAGCUAACCUUCCUCCUUUCCUCUGGGCUGCAGCCACAAACUGUAAAAUAAUACAAUUAACUCCAGAUAUGACCAACUCUAUAUCUGCUCUCAGCUGCAGUGCAUUUCUUACAGCUAGCUCAUUAUUUUUUGUCUCUCUCUUUCUCUAUGAAUAGUGUACUCUCUGUUGGAGUGGGAUGGUAAGGAAGUAAUUCGAGUGAAGCGGUUAUGGGGACAUAUGGGGGAUGGUGUGACAGUGUGGCAGUUCGGCUCUGGCUGUGUCCCAGAUGGCAUUUCCUAUGCAGUGCAUUACUUUUGACAAGAGCCCUAUAUACACUACAUAGGGAAUAGGGUGCCAUUUCAGAUGCAUCCAGUGUGGCCCCCUCCUGUCAUAUUGCAGGAGGGGGUCUGUGCCAACAGAGAUUGCAUUUCUGAGGAGUUUUCCUUUGUAAGAGCACUAACACCUUGUUCACACUCGCAGCUUGAGCGUGCUGUUUUCACAUCCUGCGGGCUAUGGCAGUCAGGCUCUAGCAGCUAACGCUUUUCACAGAGGAAAUCUAGGCUGUGAAUGUCAAGGGCAUUGUCCUCAAUCAAUACCUAUUUUCAUUCACUGUGCUUCGAAUAUGACUCACUGUUCUGUUCUAAAGAAAAUAUUGCAGUAUAGGGACAUGUUUGUCUAUACACUAUCAAUAAGUAGUAACCCUAGCAUCAGCUAGCAUCAGAUGUGCAAGGUUUACUUUCACAGUGACCCUCUUUUCUGAUAGGUCUGUUUGGAUGGUCUGACCCCACAGUAGCAGGGUUGAUAACUACCUUUCCUGAAUUAGAUCAAAGAAUAGCGUUAGUCAAAUUGAGGGGUAACAUGUCCAAGGGCAGAGGGAUUGGUCCAGGAAUUAGGGAGGCAAGUCUAGCACAUAAUGUCCCAGUGGCUAACAUAUUGUACAUGCCAUCUGGGUGGGUACUGAAGGUCUGGGAUAGGGAACAGGGCAUCAGCAGAGUUCUGUCUACCAUUUCGAUAUGAAGCAAAAGUAUGGGAACUACACUCUCUACAUACAGACCAGGCAGUGCUUGAAUUGGGCAGGAGCUCACCGGAGCUGAGUACCGGCACCUCCAUUUUUUUACUGCUUGAGCUCCUUUUCCUCACAUAGAAUAUAAACUGAAAAGUGUUGCGGAGAUCCUGCAACUAUAUAUAAACAGUACCGGCAUCCAAAAUGAAUACAAGCACCUAUUUCAGUCCAAGUCAAGCACUGAGGCCAGGAUUCAAUCGAGCAAAUAUUAACUAUACCUGUGCACAGCGAUAGACUUUUAAAGGCAAUUGCCCUGAUGAUCACUGAGAUCAUGGUCGCUGCAAUUGCUGUGGAAUGUAGGCUCCAAUCACAGUUCACAAGGUUGUUUAUCUGUGUUUGUUUGAAUCCUGGGCACUGUGUCAGUAAUGUCAGUAAUAAUUGCGCCGGAGGGGAUGGCUGCCGUUUUACGGGCUCCUAACCAACUGUGCUAUUUUGUUAGUUUUUUCACAUUGUUUGUAACUUAUUUUGUACAUACAGUUGCUGCUACUGUCUCUUAUGACAGAAAAGAGCUUAUGGACAUCAGAACAGCGAUUACUCACCUCAAACUGGACAAAGAUUUUUUCUUUAAUGAGUCCGACGCGAAAGAUAUACUGCUGUCCGGAGACCAGGCCCAAAUCCCUUCAUUUGCGUGAAGAAAAGGCGGAGAUAUAGAGGGAGAAGGUCGGGGUGCCUUGUUAGGAUUCGUAGGCGAGUGAGUAAAUCGCCAUUACCUUCGGUUCUAUUGGCCAACGUGCAAUCACUGGAAAAUAAACUUGAUGAUCUACGGUCGAGACUAUCCUACCAAAGGGCCAUUAAAUACUGUAAUAUCUUAUGUUUCAUGCAUCAGCAGGACAGAGCAGCUACGUCUGGUAAGACGAGGGGCGGUGACUCGCUCAAUACUGAAGUGGUCAGAUGACGCGGAUGCUCUGCUAGCACAGACUGGAAUAUGUUCCGUGAUUCAUCCAAUGACAUUGAGGAGUAUACCACCUCAGUCACCUGUGUCGUGACUUUAACAUUAAUCUGAAGACUGUUAUUUCUCUAAUUAACUAACUAUGUUUAAUUGUUACCUUAUUAAAUUAAUUAUGUAACAAUUAACUCAUUAUGAUCUGGGGCACCACGAGAGUGGUUCUUUAAAGAGUUACCAUCUACCGAAUUAAACUCUAAAAAGGUGUUUACCUAUCACAUCUAUAAACAGUCAAUUUAUUAAUCAUAACCUCGUAUCAUAUCAUCAUUCUGAACAGUUAUAACCUCCUUGCAUCUGAAAACCCAGAGCCUUACUUAUGAUUCAGUACUACACAAACUGGUUUAAUUCUUUAUUUACUAGCUAAUUAAAUGGGAACACAGGAUAAACACACACACUCUGCAAAGGUUAUUGACUGGCGACUUAAUACGUUGAAAACAGAUCCCUAGUGGAAUGACAACAACAUGGAUGCUAGUUAAAGAAGAGAUGGAGUGAGAGAGGGACAGAGACACUUAACAUUGCCAAAUUCAGAAACAUUAACCAGGUAGGCCUGAUCACCGACAAUGAUGAGACAACCUAUAGGGAGGAGGUCAGAGACCUGGCAGUGUGGUGCCAGGACAACAACCUCUCCCUCAAUGUGAGCAAGACAAUGGAGCUGAUCGUGGACUACAGGAAAAGGCCCACAUUAACAUUGACGGGGCUUUAGUGGAGCGGGUCGAGAGUUUCAAGUUCCUUGGUGUCCACAUCACCAACAAACUAUCAUGGUCCAAACACACCAAGACAGUCGUGAAGAGGGCACGACAACACCUUUUCCCCCUCAGGAGACUGAAAAGAUUUGGCAUGGGUCCCCAGAUCCUCAAAAGGUUCUACAGCUGCACCAUCGAGAGCAUCCUGACCGGUUGCAUCAACGCCUGGUAUGGCAACUGCUCGGCAUCUGACCGUAAGGCGCUACAGAGGGUAGUGCGUACGGCCCAGUACAUCACUGGGGCCAAGCUUCCUGGCAUCCAGGUACCUAUAUACUAGGCGGUGUCAGAGGAAGGCCCAAAAUAUUGUCAAAGACUCCAGUCACCCAAGUCAUAGACUGUUCUCUAUGCUACCGCACAGCAAGCGGUACCGAAGUCUAGAACCAAAAUGCUCCUUAACAGCUUCUACCCCCAAGCAAUAAGACUGGUGAACAAUUAAUCACAUGAACACCGGGACUAUUUACAUUGACACCUCCACCCUCCCUUUGUUUUUACUCUGCUGCUACUCGCUGUUUAUUAUCUAUGCAUAGUCACUUUACCCCUACCUACAUGUACAAAUUAUCUCGACUAACCUGUACCCCCGCACAUUGACUCGGUACCGGUGCCAACUGUAUAUAGCCUCGUUAUUGUUAUUUUAUUGUGUUACUUUUUAUUUUUUACUUUAGUUUAUUUAGUAAAUAUUUUCUUAACUCUAUUUCUUGAACUGCAUUGUUGGUUAAGGGCUUGUAAGUAAGCAUUUCACGGUAAGGUCUACACCUGUUGUAUUCGGCGCAUGUGACAAAUAAAAAUUGAUUUGAGUUGAUUUGAUUUAUACUGUACAUACUCUACACUAGACAGCAGCAGUAACAGCAGCCAGCAGUACAUACAGUGACUUUUCCAACUCAUUAGCUCAAAGUGACAACAUGAUGAAUUGACUCUCCAUAGCUCUAGUGACAACGCAGCAGCCAUCGCUUUAUUUACAUGCACAUUAGGUUCUCAUGCCACCAGAUCCAGCUGUACCUUGGAAACUGCUCAUUCUUCAUUUAUAUGGUCAUUUGUCCCAUGUUGGAGGUUGCCCACCCCAGAUUGAGUUAGAUCUGGUCUUUGUUAGGGCUGUAAUUACUCAGUCCGUUGCUUCCUCCCUCCCUGUGUGUCUAUCAGAGAUCUCCAGUACUAACAAACAAAGGUAUUACUGACAAUGGAUGUACGCAUUUUGGCCAUGAAGCCUUAUUCAGCAUAGAGACCAAACAGAACGUGUUUUUAUUUUAUUUAUUUUAUUUCACCUUUAUUUAACCAGCUAAGCCAGUUGAGAACAAGUUCUCAUUUACAACUGCGACCUGGCCAAGAUAAAGCAAAGCAGUGCGAUAAAAACAACAACACAGAGUUACAUAUGGGGGUAAAAAAACAUAAAGUCAAAAAAUACAACAGAAAAUAUAUAUACAGUGUGUGCAAAUGUAGCAAGUUAUGGAGGUAAGGCAAUAAAUAGGCUAUAGUGCAAAAUAAUUGUCAGUGUUGCUGUAGGUGGGUGUGGUGGUGGAAUCAGGCGCAGGACGCAGAAAGUAAGUCCAAAAGACUUUAGUGGAUGCACAAACACAAGCACGAAUAAAUGCCCUGAGGCGAGAACUCCGCACGCAGGCGAAAACAAAACGGGCGCACUAAACAGGUGCGACAAAACACUCCAACACAAUGGAGAACAGCUCAACCGAGCAAACAGUAUACGUACUAGCCAAACGCACGACAGUGAAAACAAUCACACACAACACUUGACAAACACAAGGAGAACUUAUAGGACACUAAUGACACUAAACGAUAACAGGUUUACAAAUACCAGACCAGACCAAACGAACAUAGAAACAUACAACGGUGGCAGCUAGUAUUCCGGAGACGACGAACGCCGAAGCCUGUCCGAGCAAGGAAGAGAGGCAGCCUCGGCCGAAACCGUGACAGUACCCCCCCCUUGACGCGCGGCUCCAGACGUGCGCUGACUCCGGCCUCGGGGACGACCAGGAGGACGCGGAGCAGGGUGCGUCGGGUGACCACGAUGGAAUUCCGUCAGGCGAGACGGGUCCAAAAUGUCUCUCCUCGGCACCCAGCACCGUUCCUCCGGGCCGUACCCCUCCCACUCCACUAGAUAUUGGAGACCCCCCAUCCGACGUCUCGAAUCCAAGAUGGACCGCACGGAGUACGCCGGUGCCCCCUCGAUGUCCAAUGGGGGCGGAGGAGUCUCCCUGAUCUCAUUUUCUUGGAGUGGGCCAGCUACCACCGGCCUGAGAAGAGACACAUGGAACGAGGGGUUAAUACUUUUAUACUCAACAGGUAGUUGUAAUCUGUAACACACCUCGUUCAAUCUUCUCAGGACUUUAAAUGGCCCUACAAACCGCCGACCCAGUUUCCGACAGGGCAGGCGGAGGGGCAGGUUUCUGGUAGAGAGCCAGACUCGAUCACCAGGUGCGUACACCGGUCCCUCACUGCGGUGGAGAUCGGCGCUCGCCUUUUGACGACGGAGGGCCCGCUGCAGGUGGACGUGUGCAGCGUUCCAUGUCUCCUCCGAGCGCCGCACCCACUCAUCCACCGCAGGAGCCUCGAUCUGGCUCUGCUGCCAAGGUGCCAGAACCGGCUGGUAACCUAACACACAUUGGAAAGGGGUUAGGUUAGUGGAGGAAUGGCGUAGGGAAUUCUGGGCCAUUUCGGCCCAGGGAACGUACCUUACCCACUCCUCCGGCCGGUCCUGGCAGUAUGUUCUAAGAAACCUACCCACAUCCUGGUUCACACGUUCCACCUGCCCAUUACUCUCCGGGUGGUAACCCGAGGUGAGGCUCACCGAGACCCCCAACCGCUCCAUAAAAGCUCUCCAGACUCUGGAGGUAAAUUGGGGACCUCGAUCAGACACAAUAUCCUCGGGUACCCCGUAGUGCCGGAACACAUGGGUGAAUAGCGCUUCGGCGGUCUUCAGGGCAGUAGGAAGGCCCGGCAUAGGGAGCAAACGACAGGCCUUAGAGAACCGGUCCACAACGACCAGUAUAGUGGUAUUCCCCUGUGAAGGAGGAAGGUCAGUGAUGAAAUCCACCGAGAGGUGAGACCAUGGUCGUUGUGGAACGGGCAGGGGUAGUAACUUACCCCUAGGCAGAUGUCUAGGCGCCUUACACUGGGCGCACACGAGCAGGAGGAAACAUAAACCCUCACAUCCCUCGCCAACGUGGGCCACCAGUACUUAGCACUAAGACAGUGCACUGUCCGGCCGAUACCAGGGUGUCCAGAGGAGGGUGACGUGUGAGCCCAAUAGAUCAAUCGAUCCCGAAUCUCGAGCGGAACGUACUUCCGACCCUCCGGGCAUUGAGGUGGACUAGGGUCGGUGCGUAACGCCCGCUCGAGUUCAGCAUCGACCUCCCACACUACCGGUGCCACCAGACAAGACUCCGGCAGUAUGGGAGUGGGCUCCACGGACCUCUCCUCCGUGUCAUACCGCCGAGACAGUGCGUCUGCCUUACCGUUCUGUGACCCAGGGAUGUACGUGAUCUUAAAUAUGAACCGGGUCAAAAACAUAUUCCACCGCGCCUGGCGAGGGUUCAGUCUCCUCGCUGCCCGGAUGUACUCCAGGUUACGGUGGUCCGUCAAAAUGAGGAAAGGGUGUUGAGCCCCCUCAAGCCAGUGCCUCCACACCUUUAGGGCCUGUACCACGGCUAACAGCUCCCUGUCCCCUACGUCAUAAUUUCGCUCCGCCGGACUGAGCUUCUUGGAAUUAAAAGCACAGGGGCGGAGUUUAGGUGGCGCGCCGGACCGUUGCGAAAGCAACGGCCUCUGACGCGUCCACCUCUACCUGAAAUGGUAAAGAGGGAUCCGGAUGCGCCAGCACCGGGGCCGAGGUAAACAGGUCCUUCAGCCUCCCAAACGCCCUGUCCGCCUCGGCUGACCACUGCAGACGCACCGGACCCCCCUUCAAAAGAGACGUUAUGGUAGCUGCCACCUGUCCAAAACACCGGAUAAACCUCCGGUAGUAAUUCGCAAACCCCAAAAACUGCUGCACCUCCUUCACAGUGGUUGGCGUUUGCCAAUUACGCACGGCGGACACCCGGUCUACCUCGAUCUUCACCCCUGACGCAGACAACUGAUAACCCAAAAAGGAGACCGACUCCUGGAAAAACAGACACUUCUCUGCCUUGACAUACAGGUCGUGCUCCAACAGCCUCCGCAACACUCGGCGCACCAGGGCCACAUGCUCGACUCGGGUAGACGAGUACACGAGAAUGUCAUCUAUGUACACGACCACCCCCUGCCCCUGCAUGUCCCUGAAGAUCUCAUCCACGAAUGAUUGGAAAACUGAAGGAGCGUUCAUCAACCCGUAUGGCAUGACAAGAUACUCGUAAUGGCCCGAGGUGGUACUAAAGGCUGUCUUCCAUUCAUCGCCCCCCCUAAUGCGCACCAAGUUGUACGCGCUCCUGAGAUCUAAUUUAGUGAAGAAACGCGCCCCGUGCAAUGACUCCGUCAUGGUCGCAAUCAGCGGGAGUGGAUAACUGUACUUCACCGUGAUCUGAUUGAGACCACGGUAAUCAAUGCACGGGCGUAACCCACCAUCCUUUUUCUUCACAAAAAAGAAACUCGAGGACGCAGGGGAAGUGGAGGGCUGUAUGUAUCCUUGUCUCAGAGAUUCGUCUAUGUAAGUCUCCAUAGCUCUCUUCUCCUCCUGAGACAGAGGAUACACAUGGCUCCGUGGGAGCACAGCUCCUGCCUGGAGGUCUAUCGCACAAUCUCCCUGUCUAUGGGGAGGCAACUGCGUCGCCCUCGACUUACUGAACACAAUAGCCAAAUCCCCAUACUCAGGGGGAACGUGCAAUGCGGGCACCUGGUUUGGACUCUCCACCGAGGUAGCCCCUACGGAAACGCCUAAACAUCGACCCACACACUGAGCAGACCACUCCAUCAGAGCCCUCUCCUGCCACGAAAUAGACGGGUUAUGGGUACUCAACCAGGGCAUGCCCAGCACCACCGGAUACGCAGGCGAGUCGAUCAGAAAUAGCUGGAUCAUCUCCUGAUGACCCCCCUGCGCACACAUCCUAAGUGGCGCCGUGACCUCCCUGAUCAAGCCCGCACCCAACGGACGGCUAUCUAGGGCAUGAACGGGGAAGGGGACGUCAACAGGGAGAAGGGGAAUCCCUAAGGCUAAACAAAAUCUCUUAUCAACAAAAUUCCCAGCCGCGCCUGAAUCUACCAGCGCCUUAUGCUGGGAAUGAGGUGCGACCUGUGGAAAACGCACAGGUAUACAGAAGUGCGCAACAGAGAGCACUGGGUGAGUGGGGCGCCUACUCACCUGGAAGGGCUCCCCAGUGCGGGGCCUGUCGUCUUCUCCCCUAGGAGGCCAUCCCCAGCACCUAGCCGCGGUGUGUCCUCCCCGACCACAGUUGGUGCAGGAGAUGGACCCCCUCGUACUCCGACCCCUCCUCUCUCUAGCGCCAGCGCCCCCGAGCUCCAUGGGGCACGGCUCGGAGGCGCUGGAGGGUGAAAUGGACGGACCCCCCUCGGGACGUCCGCGGGUAGCUAGCAGGGUAUCCAGCCUGAUGGACAUGUCGACUAACUGGUCGAACGAGAGGCUGGUGUCCCGACAGGCCAGCUCCCUACGGACGUCCUCACGUAGACUACAGCAGUAGUGAUCAAUGAGGGCCCGCUCAUUCCACCCUGCAUCCGCCGCUAGAGUCCGGAAUUCCAACGCGAACUCCUGGGCACUCCUCUUCCCCUGCCGGAGGCAGAACAGACGCUCCCCCGCCGCUUUCCCCUCCGGGGGAUGGUCAAACACCGCCCUGAAGCGGCGGGAGAACUCGGCGUACGUGAUGGUGGUAGCGUCUAUUCUCCUCCACUCGGCGUUGGCCCAUUCUAACGCUUUGCCGGAAAGGCAGGAGAUCAGGGCGGACACGCUCUCGUGUCCCGAGGGCGCCGGGUGCACGGUGGCCAGGUAAAGCUCCACCUGGAGAAGGAAGCCCUGACACCCGGCAGCGGUCCCAUCGUAGGCCCUCGGGAGCGAGAGUCGAACUCCUCUGGGUUCCGGAGCGGGAAUGGGCUGACUUGCCGAUGGUGAGGGCAGGGAAGAUGGCGUUGGGGGUGUCCCUCGGGUCUCCCAGCGUUGGAGGGUGGUGAUCACCUCCUGCAGGGCGGACCCCAUCCGCAGGAUCUGGUCAUUCUGUUCCCGGACCCUGUCCUCCAACGUCUCCUGUGCUGCUGCAGCUCCUGCUGAUUCCAUUCGAGCAGGUGUGUGAUUCUGUCAGUGUUGCUGUAGGUGGGUGUGGUGGUGGAAUCAGGCGCAGGACGCAGAAAGUAAGUCCAAAAGACUUUAGUGGAUGCACAAACACAAGCACGAAUAAAUGCCCUGAGGCGAGAACUCCGCACGCAGGCGAAAACAAAACGGGCGCACUAAACAGGUGCGACAAAACACUCCAACACAAUGGAGAACAGCUCAACCGAGCAAACAGUAUACGUACUAGCCAAACGCACAACAGUGAAAACAAUCACACACAACACUUGACAAACACAAGGAGAACUUAUAGGACACUAAUGACACUAAACGAUAACAGGUGUACAAAUACCAGACCAGACCAAACGAACAUAGAAACAUACAACGGUGGCAGCUAGUAUUCCGGAGACGACGAACGCCGAAGCCUGCCCGAGCAAGGAAGAGAGGCAGCCUCGGCCGAAACUGUGACAAUAAUUACAAUUAGUGUUAACACUGGAAUGCUAGAUGUGCAAGAGAUUAUGUGCAAAUAGAGAUACUGGGGUGCAAAAGAGCAAAAUAAAUAACAAUAUAGGGAUAAGGUAGUUGGGUGGGCUAAUUUCAGAUGGGCUGUGUACAGGUGCAGUGAUCGGUAAGGUGCUCUGACAACUGAUGCUUAAAGUUAGUGAGGGAGAUAAGAGUCUCCAGCUUCAGAGAUUUUUGCAAUUCGUUCCAGUCAUUGGCAGCAGAGAACUGGAAGGAAUGGCGGCCAAAGGAGGUGUUGGCUUUGGGAAUGACCAGUGAGAAAUACCUGCUGGAGCGCAGAAUACGGGUGGGUGCUGCUAUGGUGACCAAUGAGCUAAGAUAAGGCGGGGAUUUGCCUAGCAGUGAUUUAUAGAUGGCCUGGAGCCAGUGGGUUUGACGACGAACAUGUAGUGAGGACCAGCCAACAAGAGCGUACAGGUCACAGUGGUGGGUAGUGUAUGGGGCUUUGGAGACAAAACGGAUGGCACUGUGAUAGACUACAUCCAAUUUGCUGAGUAGAGUGUUGGAGGCUAUUUUGUAAAUGACAUCGCCAAAGUCAAGGAUCGGUAGGGUAGUCAGUUUUACGAGGGCAUGUUUGGCAGCAUGAGUGAAGGAGGCUUUGUUGCGAAAUAGGAAGCCGAUUCUAGAUUUAACUUUGGAUUGGAGAUUCUUAAUGUGAGUCUGGAAGGAGAGUUUACAGUCUAACCAGACACCUAGGUAUUUGUAGUUGUCCACAAACUCUAGGUCAGACCCGUCGAGAGUGGUGAUUCUAGUCGGGUGGGCGGGUGCCAGCAGCGUUCGAUUGAAGAGCAUGCAUUUAGUUUUACUAGUGUUUAAGAGCAGUUGGAGGCUACUGAAGGAGUGUUGUAUGGCAUUGAAGCUCGUUUGGAGGUUUGUUAACACAGUGUCCAAUGAAGGGCCAGAUGUAUACAAAAUGGUGUCGUCUGCGUAGAGGUGGAUCUGAGAGUCACCAGCAGCAAGAGCGACAUCAUUGAUAUAUACGGAGAAAAGAGUCGGCCCAAGAAUUGAACCCUGUGGCACCCCCAUAGAGACUGCCAUAGGUCCAGACAACAGGCCCUCCGAUUUCACACAUUGAACUGAGAAGUAGUUGGUGAACCAGGCGAGGCAGUCAUUUGAGAAACCAAGGCUAUUUAGUCUGCCAAUAAGAUUGCGGUGGUUGACAGAGUCAAAAGCCUUGGCCAGGUCGAUGAAGACGGCUGCACAGUACUGUCUAUUAUCGAUCGCGGUUAUAAUUUCGUUUAGGACCUUGAGCGUGGCUGAAGUGCACCCAUGACCAGCUCGGAAACCGGAUUGCAUAGCGGAGAAGGUACGGUGGGAUUCGAAAUGGUCGGUGAUCUGUUUGUUAACUUGGCUUUCAAAUACUUUCCAAAGGCAGGGCAGGAUGGAUAUAGGUCUGUAACAGUUUGGAUCUACAGUGUCACCCCCUUUGAAGAGGGGGAUGACCGCGGCAGCUUUCCAAUCAUUAUAAGUAGUGUACACACAUCCAGUAGUAAUGAAAGAAAGAUAAGAUACCCGCAGACAUACCCUAGGUCUUCUUGCACAAUAAAACUACGGGAGCGUUCGAAAGUGUGUGGGUAUCUAUCUUUCUUUCAUGAUCAAACAGAAACAGUGCAUUACUUCAGUGACAUCAAAAAAUAAGAGUUGAGCUUAUUGUCUUAUUGUGCAUUCUGUAUUUUCUCUACAGAGAUUUGUCUGCUGACGAAGGGGAGACGCACGGCCAGCGUUCGUGCUGACACCUACUGCCGUCUCUUCUCCCUCUCUGUGGACCACUUCAACGAGGUGUUGGAGGAGUACCCCAUGAUGCGCCGCGCCUUCGAGACUGUAGCCAUCGACCGCCUGGACCGCAUCGGUAAGACCAUGACCACACCACAUACUGUACUGUGUUGGGUUGGUGCCCUGUCAUGCCCUGCCUGUGCCGUGUCAUGUGUAUCUAUCUGUUUUCAUCAUGUCCGUCUGCCAUCGCGAUGCAUGACCUGUAAGCUGCACACUCUUUGUUCUUUCAUUCCUCCUCUCUUUCCAUCAAAUUACCUUAAUUUUACAAUCAUUUUUACAAUGGUAACAUUGAUUGUUUAAAAAAGUUAAGUCAAACUCCAAUUGUGUUAAUAAAUGGAAGUCAGUGGCAAUGUAUUUCACUGUCUAUCCGGUAGGGUGUCAGAUCCGUCCCUUCUUUGGUUUGGUGUUGACCCCCAACUGGAAUCCCUUCCGGCGAGUGGACGGAAGCUAGAACUCAUUUGCAUGUGCCUCCGUAUUCAUUCACCUGCACACCUAGGUAUGAGCAGCACCCCGACCCCGUCCCAAGGUCCAGCCCAGCCAGAGCAGCCAAAGACUGGCCUAGCCCCCAACCAGGGGCCCUGA